AGGGGGGCUGAGCGUGACCACCAGCGGCUCCCCCCGGCUCCUCCCUGAGGGGCUGGAGCUGGGCGGGGACCCGGGCCCACCUCUCCCUGAAGGAGCCUGAGCUGGUCCUGCUGCCGCCCCUUCCCCUGGGAGGAGAGACACUCAGAGAAGCAGAGACCAGGAGAGACACAGAGGCGGCUAGCCAGGGAGAUGUGAGGCGGGAGACAGGAGCUGAGGGGGGGAGGCCCAGCGGGCGCAGGUCAGGACCAGCCCCCAGGGUGAAGACGGGGGCGAGGAGCCCCAGACCAUGGCUCCCUCUGCACUGACCACAGGGAAGCCCUUUUGCAACAAAGGAAAAGAAGAAGCCAGGUUGAUAAAGGAAGUGCCCGUCACUGUCGGGGUGGGCGGGUUUGGGGAAGGCCCCCACCCUCCUCCGUCCUCUGGAGGAGCCUGGUCCUCACUCCUGGUGCUGAGUGUCCCCCAGGCCCCCACAGGCCUCCCCUCCGGCCUUGAGGGCUCUGCCUGUCCUCUCACCCGGGAGGGGGGCAAGGCCAUGGGGCUGCCCCUGCUGCUGCCCCUGCUGCUCCUGGCGUCUCUGCAGGCUGGUCACUGGGCACAGAGAAAUCCAGAACCUCUCUUUGAGAUGAAGCAACCAAGGAAUCUCUCAGCCCCCGAGGGUGGCUCCAUUCACAUCCCCUUCUCCUUCUCUUACCCCGGGAAAUUAGCCAAGGAUCCCAACGUGAGAAUAUCCUGGAGAUGGAAACACUUCCAUGGGGAGUACAUCUACAACAUGACCCCUCCAUUCAUCCAUGAGAAUUUCAAGAACCGGCUCUUCCUGAACUGGACAGAGCGUGAGAAGACCGGCUCCCUCCGGAUCUCAGACCUGCGGAGGGAGGACCAGUCUGUGUACUUCUGCCAGGUGGCAUUAGACACACUGGCAUACGGCAAGCAGCGGUGGCAGUCCAUCGAGGGGACCAAACUCACCGUCACCCCCGCCACCAAAACAACCACCUGGGGUCCUAUCACCACCACCACCACAGCUGGCCUCGGGGGCUCAGAGGGCAAAAGGAGUUCCAAGCUGUGGUCCCUGACCAUGGAAGCUACAGUCGGGUUGGCACUGGCCAGCGUUGUGCUGCUCAAGAUCCCGAUCGUGGGACUGGCUGUGUACCUUUGGUGGAAGAGAAGCAAAGGUGUGCGGACUGAAGCCAGGACCCCAGCCAGGGAGUCCUCCCAAAACGCGGAAGAGAAUUACGAGAACACCGGGAAUAAAGGAUGACGCUGGAGUCCCCAAUGCCUCCCUCACUGUCUCCAGCUUGAGCUCACCAACUCAGCAGAGCCUCCCCUCCCCCCUCCCCACUGGGAACCCCAGGAAGAGACCCUAUACUCUGUCUUAAAGGCCUAAGGAGUGGGACUGAGUGGGGACCUGCUUCGAGUCAGCUGCGCACAGGGAUCUCAGCUCCUCAUAAUCUCCCCGGCCAGACGCAGACAGCUGAGAGGCCGGCAGGUACGGGGCCACCAAGGACCUGAGAGUCACACAGCCCCCGCCCCAAUUCCCUCUUCACCUCCCCAGCCUUUCACCACAAAAAUAAAAGGACCUGUACAAUCUGCCUGAA
This is a messenger RNA of Cervus elaphus (red deer), 1592 nucleotides long. RefSeq names its product paired immunoglobulin-like type 2 receptor beta. Lineage: Eukaryota; Metazoa; Chordata; Mammalia; Artiodactyla; Cervidae. The transcript is spliced from 6 exons. The record is from RefSeq and is a predicted model, not a curated record. Gene Ontology annotation, molecular function: MHC class I protein binding. Bases 287 to 1255 code for a protein of 322 amino acids.